Messenger RNA from Misgurnus anguillicaudatus (oriental weatherfish), 2309 nucleotides. Lineage: Eukaryota; Metazoa; Chordata; Actinopteri; Cypriniformes; Cobitidae. The record is from RefSeq and is a predicted model, not a curated record.
AUUUUGAAAUCAGUUUUACCUAAGGGGUUACUGGUCACGCACUGAGGUCUUCCGAGUGUGAAGCUGUGAUUUAGCGACUCAAACAUCACUUUAAAACAGUCUGACGUUGAGAAAUAUUUGACUCACACAAAGAAAAGUUGGGACUUUUGUACCUUGGGACUUUUAACACAGUUCAGUCACAUUCUGCAUGAGCAGGACAAUAACAUUUACACAACUUUCAUCUUUGUACUUGAGCUUAAUUUUUAAAUUUCUCAUCAUAUUACCACUUAGGACAAAUCCCUUUAUGUUGUUAUAUUCCUCAUAUAUAAAUAGAUUUGGUGUUCAUUAUCCAUCAAAAAUUGACAAACGACACUGAAUCUUUUUAUAGUUCACAUUAACUUUCUCUACCUUUCACCUAAACAGUUUAUUGGCUUAAGGUAUGAACACCACCACGUCUUUGCCAUUGAUAAGUUUAUAUUCUAGGUUAAUAAUUAUACAUUAUAGUAUAAGAUUGAAGAAGACUGAACGAUCACACACGAUCAAUCACUGCUUCAAUAGAAAUCAUGAGAUUUGUAGCUUGUUUUCUUUCCUUGCUCAUUGCUAUCGGUCCAGCACAAUGUGGGAAUGUUUUAGUCUAUCCAACUGAAGGCAGUCAUUGGAUUAAUCUCAAGAUUGUGUUGGAAACAUUGGUGGACAGAGGACACAAUGUUACCGUUCUAGUUCCAGAUGCUGUGAUGGUAAUGAACGUCAAAGAGUCGGAUCCCUUCAAUCGUGUGGACUUUAAUAUGUCAAUGUCUUCUAAGGAGAUGUUUGCCUUCUUCGAGGAAAUGCUGGAGUUCCAAAUUUAUGAGAUUGAAAAAUUAAACACACUCCAGACUAUAACAAAAUUUUACCAGCUUGUCUCCAAACAUCUGGAUAUGGGUCUUUCGUACUGCGACGGCAUUCUGAAAUCUCCAGGGUUGUUGGAUAAAUUGCAACAGGGGAAGUUUGAUGUUAUUUUGUCCGACCCAAUGUUCCCAUGCAGCGAUAUAUUGGCCGAAAAGUUAAACAUUCCCUUGGUGUACACGUUUCGAUUCUCCGUCGCUAAUGCUGCAGAGAGGAUGUGUGGUCAGAUCCCAGCUCCACCAUCAUAUGUACCAGGAACCAUGAGUAAACUCACAGACAAGAUGAGUUUUACAGAGCGAAUCCGGAGUCUGCUCUUCUACCUUUUACAAGAUGCUUUUUCCAAAAUUAUGUGGAACAAGUAUGACAACUACUACACUGAAUAUUUAGGAUGGCCCAGUUCCUAUUGUGAGAUGAUGGGUAAAGCUGAUAUCUGGUUAAUCAGAACCUACUGGGACUUUGAGUAUCCACGGCCAUUCCUGCCCAACUUCAAAUACGUUGGUGGGAUUCACUGCACCCCUGCCAAACCGUUACCUAAGGAUAUGGAGGAGUUUGUGGAGAGUUCAGGAGAUGAUGGGAUAGUGGUGUUUUCUCUGGGGUCUAUGGUAAAAAAUAUGACCAAAGAGAAGAGCAAUACAAUCGCUUCUGCACUGGCACAGAUACCUCAGAAGGUCUUAUGGCGAUACAUGGGGGAGAAGCCCGAUACUCUUGGACCAAACACCAGAAUCUAUGACUGGAUCCCUCAAAAUGAUUUAUUGGGUCAUUCUAAAACCAGAGCAUUUAUAACUCAUGGAGGCACUAAUGGUAUAUAUGAAGCCAUAUAUCACGGUGUACCGAUGGUCGGCAUCCCGUUGGUUGGUGACCAGCCUGAUAACAUGGUCCAUAUGAAAGCCAAAGGAGCGGCUGUUAUCAUGGACUUCAACAAUAUGAAGACUGAAGAUCUCUUAGACGGACUCAACGCCGUCAUUACCGACACCUCAUAUAAAGAGAAUGCUAUGCGGUUAUCCAGGAUUCAUCAUGACAGACCGAUGAAGCCUCUGGAUGAAGCAGUUUUCUGGAUUGAGUUUGUCAUGCGUAAUAAAGGUGCUAAACAUCUGCGUGUUGAGGCUCAUAAUCUUACCUGGUAUCAGUAUCACUGUCUGGAUGUGUUUGCUUUUCUAUUCACUAUUGUGACUGCAGUCCUCUACAUCUUCUUUAAAAUCUGUAAGUGCCUUAUAAUACGUUACUGUUUUAGAACAAAUCAGAAAAGCAAGAGGGAGUGAAACAGAUUUUAAUAAAGAUUCUUUUAAAUCUAUUAUAAUUCUUUGCAAAAACACUGUCUAUUAUACACUAAUGCUAACAAAUAAUAAUUAAAAUGUUAAUAUUGUUUUCAAAUUCAGAUUUAAAUAUUUAUUUUCCUACAGUAAAGGAUAAAACCAGCGAUUAUGAGAUGCAUGGUUGUCAAUGCA